Messenger RNA from Gasterosteus aculeatus aculeatus (three-spined stickleback), 6952 nucleotides. NCBI's taxonomy places the organism in Eukaryota, Metazoa, Chordata, Actinopteri, Perciformes, Gasterosteidae. The record is from RefSeq and is a predicted model, not a curated record.
GGGGCGGGGUGUUGUUGGUCGGCGGAUCCUCAGUCAAAGCACCGGAGUACCAGCGGCAGUUUGGGAGCGCCUCAGCGGGCAAGUCUGCGUCCAAUACGGGAGAAGCCAAAGGGGGGAAUCCGCGAUGAGUUGGGGAACGGAGCUCUGGGACCAGUUUGAUAAUCUGGACAAACACACUCAGUGGGGGAUCGACUUCCUUGAGCGCUACGCAAAGUUUGUCAAGGAGAGGCUGGACAUAGAGCAGAACUACGCCAAGCAGCUACGGACCUUGGUGAAGAAAUACUGUCCCAAGCGCUCUAAAGACGAGGAGCCGAGGUUCACAUCAUGUCUGUCCUUCUACUCUGUGCUGAACGAGCUCAACGACUACGCGGGUCAGAGGGAGGUGGUGGCGGAGGAGAUGACUCACAAGGUGUACGGGGAGCUGAUGAGGUACAGCCAGGACCUCAAAGCUGAGCGGAAGCACCAUCUGCAGGAGGGCAGGAAGGCCCAGCAGCAUCUGGACCAUUGCUGGAAAUUGAUGGAAAAUAGUAAAAGGAAGUUUGAGAGAGAGUGUAAAGAAGCAGAGAAAUCCCAGAUCACCUUCGAUCGGUUAGAUAAUGACAUCAAUGCCACCAAAUCGGAGGUGGAGAAGGCCAAGGCCCAGUUCUACCUGCGCACCCACAUGGCCGACGAGAGUAAGAACGAGUACGCCGCCCAGCUGCAGAACUUCAACGGCGAGCAGUGGAAACAUUUCAACAACGCCAUACCGCACAUCUUCAAGAACUUGCAGGACAUGGACGAUCGUCGGACGGUGAAGCUCGGAGAGACGUACCGGAGCUUCGCCGAGGCCGAGCGGAGAGUCCUCCCCAUCAUCUCCAAAUGUCUGGAAGGAAUGGUUUCCGCUGCCAAGGCUGUGGACAUGCGACGGGAUUCAGCGAUCGUGGUGGAGUCGUUCAAGUCGGGUUUCGAACCCCCGGGCGACUUCCCCUUUGAGGACUUCAGCCAGAAUCUGAGCCGAACGGGGUCCGACGGGACAAUCAGCAACACGCCCAAAGGAGACCGGGACAGGGAGGGGCCCCCGCCGUCACGAACCGACCCGAAACACCCGAUGAGCAGAACCAAGAACAAGCUGUGGCUGUUUGGGAAGAAGCCCAAGUCCCCUUCCUCCCUUCCUCCUCCACCACCUUCCUCAUCCUCAUCCUCCUCCCGUUCCCGGUCCUCCUUCCCUCCACCCCGGUUCAGCACUGAUUUAGUGAGCAACUAUCUUGCUGAGAAAAAGACUACAGUACCCAGAAUAACCCAGAAGAAGGGCCCGAGAAGAGGGGCCCCGUCUCUGGAGGAUUUCAGCCACUUACCCCCCGAGCAGAGGAGGAAGAGGCUGCAGCAGAGGAUCGACGAGCUCUCCAGAGAGCUCCAGAAAGAGAUCGAUCAAAGAGAUGCCCUGAACAAGAUGAAGGACGUGUACGAGAAGAAUCCACAGAUGGGAGAUCCCACCAGCCUGCAGCCCAAGAUAUCGGAGACAAUGUGCAACAUGGAGAAGCUGCGGUCGGAAAUCCACAAAAACGAGACUUGGCUAUCGGAGGUGGAGGGAAAGCAGAGCUCCAGAGGGGACAGAAGACACAGCGCUGACAACCACCAUCACACUCCCAUAGGCAGAGAGAGUCCUGAGGGCAGUUACACCGACGACACCAGUCAGGAACACCAAACGCCCCAACAGCGGCCCAGUCCCCCGAAGCCCGGGCAGCCGCACCCCGACAUGCACGAGUUUGACGACGAGUUCGACGACGACGACCCGCUGCCCGUCAUCGGACACUGCAAAGCGCUCUACUCCUUCGACGGUCAGAACGAGGGCACCCUGGUGAUGGCAGAAGACGAGGUGUUGUACGUCAUCGAGGAGGACAAAGGGGACGGCUGGACGAGGGCGAGGAAGCAGAACGGAGGGGAGGGCUACGUCCCCACGUCCUACGUGGAAAUCACCAUGGAGAGGAACAGCAAAGGUGCUGUCACCUACAUCUGAAGCACUGUGGUCUGUCCUCUCAUCCCGUCUGUCUCCCCCACUGUCCUCCCUGCCCCCCCCCCCCACCCCCUCUCCCCUCCACAUACAAAGUAACCCUACAAAGAGGAAAAAAAGGCAGCAUCUCAACACCCGCAUGGACAUUCAUCUGUUUUCUGAUUUCCAUCCCGUCUCUCCGUCCUCCUUGUGUCUAACCCUGCAUUCAUUCGUCCUCUCUCGUGUCUGUGGCACUGAUGGUCCUGAGGUGAGUCUCUGAGCACAGAGACCUGUGUGUGUGUGUGUGUGUGUGUGUGUGUGUGUGUGUGUGUGUGUGUGUGUGUGUGUGUGUGUGUGUGUGUGUGUGUGUGCGUGUGUGUGUGUGUGUGUGUGUGUGUGUGUGUGUGUGUGUGUGUGUGUUAACAAUGUCUCCACUGCUGUUUUAAGCCUCUUGUCAAGGCUCCGCCGCUUCUUAUUGAUCAAGUUCUAUGUAAUAUAUUAGAAACAGUUUAUUUUUAAUUAUUGUUAAUUAUACGUUUCUUUUUUUUAAUUUGGAAACAUUUUAAAAUUAUUUCAAGAUCUUUUUAGAUUCUUGUGUCGAUAUCAUUUAAAGAUGUUCUGAUUUUAUCUGUUGUUUUGCUCUCAUUGCUGUGUUUUCAUGCGUGCGUGUGUGUACAUGACUUUUAUCUGUGCCAUCGCCCUAAACAUGCUGGUUGUACUUUCAGAGCACAGCUGGUAGUUUUAAAGGACCAGGGCCGUUGUUCUUUAUUUUUAAUUAUUGCCAAACAAUAUCAUUCAUGAAGCAGAACCCACCCUGUCGAGCCUGUUGGUUCCUACUGCAGAUGCAAAUCUUAUCACACAAAACACUAACUAACGACUCCUGAACUCUUUACUGUAAAGUGCACUGCAAAAAUAUGGAAAUAAAACUUUUUAAGUGUAAUUGAUUUUGCAAUUAUAUUUAAACUCCAAAUUCACUCUCUCCGACUCGCACAGAUACUUGAUAGUGGGAUCAAUUCAGUUUUUAUUUUUCCUAUGGUAAACUAUUCCAGCCAUUUUUGAAACCUCCAGUUGAGAGAUUAGGGAAGUGUGCAGCGUAAUGAUGCUUUCACUUCGGUUGUAGAGGGUGUACUAAUAGUUCCUUUCAUUGUCUCUGAUAAAUCACGUAUUUAAUGUUAUCGCUCACUGUUGAUCCUCUGCUGCUCAAUGUCCCAACAACGUCCCGUUUGAACUGGUGUCACUGCAGCCAACGCCUCGCAGUACAAACAAAGGUGCAGAAUACUGCGUAUCAGAACAUGCUGCUGGCAUCAUCACAUCAGCAGUUCUUAUGCAUUCGAAGGGGAGGCUGACUAAUAUUAAAGUAAUAUAAUUUAUUUCUUUCCAUCUAUCCUCUACCUCGUCGUGAUCGCUCUCAUGGCAGAACGGAAGACUAUUGUCUUCAAAAGCCCAGCGCAUUGUCGGUCUCCCCAAAAUGAACGUUUUUUUUGUUCAAGUGCUAUUGAAACACAAACGGACUUUAGUUUGUGUGUCUGUGUACGAGCGCUAGCUGCAGCCCCUCGUGUGUGUCGUAGUAACUUCCUCUCUUCUCUAUGUGACUGCAGGUUCCUGAGGGCUGCAGGGUGGCCGGGCGAUUUGAUUGGCUGGUGGAGGGCUCACGCUGAUUGCUGAUUAUUGGUGGUGGUGGUGGUGACACUAGAGAGAGAGAGUAAUAGGGGGCGAGAGAGAGAGAGAAAGUGGAGGCCGGUUUGCAUGUCCGCAUGCUCACAUAUCCAUAAACGGCAAAGCAUUCUGUGUUAAUAGAAGAAGCCCGGUGAGCAAGUGGCCUUAAAGCCAAAGAAAAGCCGCUGUUAUUGUUUCAAAAGUGUCGGCCAUUAGAGGACUGGGACCUGCAAGCGUAUCUUCAAGCUGUUAAAAGCUUGACGUGGUCAAAUCCCUCUGCUCUUUUUGUUUGUUUUUUUUACCAUAAAAAGAGCCUGCUAGGACCUCACUAAUUGGCUAACGGAGCGUUUUAGCAGUGAAACUGCUGGUGUUGUUUUGGCUUAAUUUCUGGAAAUACAGAAUCAGUAACUUUGGUGAUGAGCUGAUUUUUAGUCGGAGAAUGGACCCUCAAAUUUAAGAUAAAAUCAUCUUUCGGGCAGUUAUCUUAUAUCUGAUGUCAUUGCUGCACUCGUUUGUCAUCGUCAUCGUCUGUGCUCUGUUGGUGAUGUCUGUCUGCCUGCCUGCCUGAGCCACUCUGCUCCUCAUGCCUGCCUUCACCUUCAUACAGUCGCAUGUCCACGAGUAGGCCUUUUUUAUAUCUGUGCCUUUAACUGCAAGUGCACAUUGGCUGGGAUGCGCUUUGAGUGCUGUGUCACAUUUUAAUGGAGGCAUGAGUGUGUGUGUGUGCGUUUAAUGCUACUCAGAUUUACUCAUUAAACAGAUAGACCGACGAUCGGGUGAACAGGACCCCCCUCUUCCUCUUUCUUUCUCCACAUUUCCUCUGUUCUUCCCGGGUUGUAAUACCACCAGUUGACCAGCAGGCGGCAGCCUUCCCUCACCUGAAAGCAGCUCAGGCCGGACUGAGCUGCUUUUAAUUCCACCAAAACAUGAGGAGGAGCGGCGGCGUCUUUUGGAGUCAGACUUUGCCUUGAACCCCGUGUUGUUUGACUUUCACACACAUAUCUGAGUGUCUGUCCUUGUGCCUGACUACAUCUCCCAGCAGCCACCUGGCUCAGCCUCACCCUCCUGGUGACACUCCAGUGCAUCUCCAUCAAAAAAAGACUUUUCCAAUUUGAAUCAGUUGUUUUUGUGAAUGUGACAACACGGCAUGUAGGCAUGUAUCCACACACGUAUGCGGGAGCCUAAACACGCCCCCCAAAAAAUAUUGAAAAAAAAACAAAAACAGGCCAAAAAUAAAGAAUUUUGGCCUGUUUGGCCCUUGGUAACAAUUGAUCUGCAAACAUGUGUGGACUGUUACAUGUGUGACGGUUGUUUUUAACAUUGAAUGAUUUUUACAUAAUGUUUAAUGUCAUGCUGAAUGUGUUUCCAUGGUGAUUGUUUUUAGGUUUGAAUUGAACUGAUGCACUUUGCCCUGAAGUUCUUCAGCGUUUGAAUCUGAUUAAAUGGAGAGUAAAGAGUAAAUGAAUGAGGUUCUGUGUUGUGGAGAGAGGUGUGAACUUUAUAAAUGACCACUGUGUAGCAGCGAGAAACAGAAACAAGUCUAGCCAUUUUUUCUUUCUUGACUUUUAUACUCUUUUUGUAACUCUCGGGAGGCGAUGAUCAACUUCUAUUUUGCAUGAAUUUUUGAAUUCUUUGACUUCCUUUUUUCUCUGGUGAGCGUUUAACCAUUUACUGAUUUUUUUUUUUCAAGAGUCUAACAAAACUGCACAUCUGAAGUGAGGUUUGACUCCCCUUUUGAAACUAUUUAAGACAAGAAUGCCCCAAUGACUCGCUGCUUGUAGAUCUUAACAGCCGGUGUCGACGCCUCAGCUGUAGUCAGUGUUUCUUCGGUGAAGCUGUGAAAUGUACAGGGCGAUGCUGUCGGUGUUGUUACUUGAACUUUGGUUACGCUUCUCCACAUUCUACUCACGGAUCUGUGCUCGUUUUGCAUCAGCCAAAUGGUUAAACGUUGAGCGAAGUUUGCCCUCUGCCACUUGAUAUUUUUGCAUAUUGUACGGAAUAAACAAAGAACCCUGGCCAGCUCUGUCCAGUUAUGCUAAGCUAACCUGCUGCAACUGCAGCACAGACGUGAGAAUGGCGUCAAUCGUGAUCUACUGUAGCUCUGCAAGGAAGGGAAAAGGCUUAUUUGUGAAAGUGGCCUGUUUCUGUAUUCUGUUUUUUUCUUUUUUGUGAUGCCUUUGCAAACCGGAUCCAUCAGUGCUUUGUCUUUUUUUUUCUUUUUCUACACAUUUGUUUUGAAGUUAAACUGCAGCUGCUAGCGUGCCUGAUUCCUAAAAUCAGACUGAAACUUUAUACUUUUCUGAAAGAUAAACUAGGAUAUACGACGUUUGCAGUUUAGUAUUGCAUAUUCGAUUCGUUUUGUUCGACUGGUAAUACAAUCACACUGGUUAACCGUGGCUGUGACUAUUCCUUCUUUUCAUUAUUUUUACUUGUUUAGUCUAAAAUAUUUCAAGUGAAAUAGUAAAUAAUGCCUAUUCAAAAGUCAGCCGAUGUCUUCCAGUGUUGGUUUUGUUCUAAAAGUCCAAAACCCAAACCUAUUUAAUUUAUGUUGACGGGAGAAAGGCAGCGUCUUUGAGAUUUUUAGUUUUUGCUAAAUGACUAAUAGAAAAAAGAGCUCGCAACAGUUUGCACUAAAUCCAGAACCGUUGCCUAUAACUGUAAACAUGCAUUUAGACAUAAACAAUGCAUCCGUAGUGGAGAUGAGGAUCCUCUGAUCCCACAUUUAUGUAAACCGUACACUUCAAAUGUUUCAUAAUCCUCUCAGAUUUCCUGUGUACUGUCCCUUUAAUCACAAAAUCGAUAUCAGUGGUAAGCAGCAAUUUUGGAAUGAGCAAAACUUUCCAAAAGUCCCAUCAACGGUUACAAUGUAUUAUUAAUAUACAUGUAUAAAAACUGUUAGCAAGUAUUAUAACAGCCACCGUGCUGCAUUCCUGAAUAUUAUGUAACAACCGAUAACAAAGCGGCUUUCAGAUGUUGAAUAAGAUGAAGUUCUUGUAGAAUUAUAACUUCUUUACUGAAACGUGCCAAGCUAAGUGGAGCGUUAAUCAUCCCCCGCUUCCUCUGAUCCAUUCCUCUCGUUUCAAGCUCGUUUUCUGAAGAUUUUAUUUUGCGUGGAAACGGAUGGUGUACUGACUAACUGCAGUGAAUGCAAACCGUGAUUCUGCAGGACACUGACGUCCAUGUAAAUGUGUUUUUAUCAUGUGUAUAUGUUGUAAUAACCAAUGGCAGUACUUCUUUCUAUUUUGUGCACAUCUUUUACUUUAAAUGUUGUCAGACACUUUGAUUUUCUUUUUCUUCCAAAAUACUGUCUAAUAAAAUUAAACUGCA